CCGGGUCCCCGGCGGCCAUGUUGAGGCUCCGCCCUCCCCUCCCUGCCGCGUCUUGCGUCCCCACCGGCACCCUUGCCACUGCCGUAGGAUCAUCUGCCCUUCACUGCAGACUAAAAAGCAAGUAGCAAUUGGACAGUAGGAAAAGAAUGGCAUUGAAACAGAUUUCCAGCAACAAGUGCUUUGGAGGAUUGCAGAAAGUAUUUGAACAUGACAGUGUUGAGCUGAAGUGCAAAAUGAAAUUUGCUAUUUACUUACCACCAAAGGCAGAAAGUGGAAAGUGCCCUGCACUGUAUUGGUUGUCUGGUUUAACUUGCACAGAACAGAAUUUUAUAUCAAAAUCUGGUUAUCAUCAAGCUGCCUCAGAACAUGGCCUUGUUGUCAUUGCUCCAGACACCAGCCCUCGUGGCUGCAAUAUUAAAGGGGAAGAUGAGAGCUGGGACUUUGGCACUGGUGCUGGGUUUUAUGUGAAUGCCACUGAAGAUCCUUGGAAGACUAACUACAGAAUGUACUCUUAUGUAACGGAGGAGCUUCCACAACUCAUAAAUGCCAAUUUUCCAGUGGACCCCCAAAGGAUGUCUAUUUUUGGCCACUCUAUGGGAGGUCAUGGAGCUCUGAUUUGUGCUUUGAAAAAUCCUGGAAAAUAUAAAUCUGUGUCAGCAUUUGCGCCAGUUUGCAACCCAGUGCAUUGUCCUUGGGGCAAAAAAGUCUUUAGCGGAUAUUUGGGAACAGAUGAAAAUAAAUGGAAGGCAUAUGAUGCGACGUAUCUUGUAAAGUCCUAUCCAGAUACUCAGCUUGACAUACUAAUUGAUCAAGGGAAAGAUGACCAAUUUUUGCUAGAUGGACAGCUACUCCCUGAACAUUUUAUUUCUGCCUCUUCAGAAAAGAAAAUCCCUGUUGUUUUUAGAUUACAGGAGGGUUAUGAUCAUAGCUACUAUUUCAUUGCAACCUUUAUUGCUGAUCACAUUAGACAUCAUGCAAAAUACCUGAAUGCAUGAAAAUCUUCUGAUAAGAAAAUCUCUUCAAGAUUAUAAAAAUUAUAAUAAAGAGAAUUGCCGAGGGAAAAUAUUUCAAAACAUUGGAUUUCAUAAUGCUAAUAACUUCGUUGUACAAUUGAAUUACCUGAAUAAAUAUAAAUAAAAGUCACUUCGGAAUUAAAAAGUUA
Molecule: messenger RNA, 1162 nt
Organism: Marmota flaviventris (yellow-bellied marmot)
Lineage: Eukaryota; Metazoa; Chordata; Mammalia; Rodentia; Sciuridae
Gene: Esd
Product: esterase D
Biological process (GO): formaldehyde catabolic process
Cellular component (GO): cytosol
Molecular function (GO): S-formylglutathione hydrolase activity
Source: RefSeq, a predicted model, not a curated record